Geodia barretti is the source of this 888-nucleotide messenger RNA. NCBI's taxonomy places the organism in Eukaryota, Metazoa, Porifera, Demospongiae, Tetractinellida, Geodiidae. The record is from the annotation of a GenBank genome assembly.
AUGACGUCGCGCUGUCAGGCCGGCGGCCGGCGGUUGUUCGAGGUGCUCGACGCCGUUUCCGAGGUGCGCGAAUCCCCACGGGCGCGGCCCCUGCCGGAGGUGCGCGGCGCCCUGCGCUUCGAGGGCGUCAGCUUUCGCUACGACCGCCAUCUGCCGAUCCUGCACGACAUCAGCUUCACCGCCGAGCCGGGCCAAACGGUGGCGCUGCUGGGCGGCACCGGCAGCGGCAAAAGCACCCUGGCGCAACUGAUUCCGCGUUUCUACGACCCCACCGGCGGGGUCGUCAGCCUGGACGGCAUCGACGUCCGGGACCUGCAAUUGGACGCUCUGCGGCGGCACAUCGGCAUCGUCAUGCAGGACACCUGGCUGUUCUCCAGCACCAUCCGCGACAACAUCGCCUACGGGCGCCCCGACAUCGGUCUUGAGGCCAUCGUGGCGGCGGCCAAAGCGGCGCAUGCGCACGACUUCAUCAUGAAAUUCCCGCACGGCUACGACACCUGGGUCGGCGAGCGCGGCGUGACGCUAUCGGGCGGCCAGCGGCAGCGCGUCGCCAUCGCCCGCGCCUUCGCGCGCGACCCGCGACUGCUGAUCCUCGACGACGCCACGUCGAGCGUGGACGUGGAGACGGAAUUCCUCAUCCAGCGCGCGCUGCGGGGUCUGAUGGUGGGGCGAACGACCGUGGUGAUCGCCCAUCGCCUGUACACCCUGCGGCACGCCGACCUGAUUCUGGUGCUGUCCGGCGGGCGCAUCGUACAGCGCGGCACGCACGACGAACUGCUGGACGAGCCGGGGCUGUACCAGACCGUGCACAGACAACAGUCGCGUGACCCAGACGAACAAGUUGCGCCACCGGUUUCGCCCGUUGCCGCAGAGCAGUCGCACGUAUGA